Messenger RNA from Manihot esculenta (cassava), 880 nucleotides. RefSeq names its product casparian strip membrane protein 3-like. The record is from RefSeq and is a predicted model, not a curated record. NCBI's taxonomy places the organism in Eukaryota, Viridiplantae, Streptophyta, Magnoliopsida, Malpighiales, Euphorbiaceae. The transcript is spliced from 3 exons. The coding region runs from base 1 to 675 and encodes 224 amino acids.
AUGGACUCUGAAAGAAGUGGUGAAGCAACCAUGACCGAACCUAAAGGGAGGGGCAUUGCUAGUGCUCCUGCUGCUGUUGUGGUCACUCAUAAAGCUACCAAGCAGCAGCCUCAAGGUGGAUGGAAAAAGGGUAUAGCCAUUUUCGACUUUGUUUUAAGACUUUGUGCUAUUGCAACAGGCUUAGCUGCUACUGCUACUAUGGGGACUACUGAACAGACUCUUCCCUUCUUCACUCAGUUCUUUCAGUUCCAUGCCGAGUAUAAUGAUCUUCCAACCUUCAUGCUUCUUAUUAAAUCUCUGAAUCAUGUGCAUAUACGCAGGUUCUUUGUGUAUGCUAAUGGCAUAGCUAGUGGAUACCUCGUACUCUCAUUGCCUUUCUCUAUUGUCUGCAUUGUCCGGCCUCAUGCAGUUGGACCUAGGCUUCUCCUUAUCAUCUUUGAUACAGUGGCGAUGGCUCUGACAAUAGCAGCUGCUUCUGCUGCAGCUGCUUCUGCUGCAGCAGCAAUAGUAUAUUUAGCUCAUAAUGGGAAUUCAAACUCAAAUUGGAACGCAAUUUGUCAACAGUUUAAUGAUUUCUGCCAGCAGACGAGCACUGCUGUAGUGGCUUCCUUCGUAACCUCAGCCAUCUUCCUGUUUCUCAUUGUGUUGUCUGCGUUUGCUCUCAGAAAAAAAUAGUUAAUUAUCAUUCCUUAACUACGUUUUUUCUUUCAUAUCACAUAUAUUAGUUGUUUGUUGGCUUCUUCAUGCCUUGCCUUGUGUAAUCCUUGUUAAAUAUUCCCAUAUAAUAUAAAAAAUAAAAAUAAAAAUAGGCGAUUGAAGUGUUGAAUUUUUAUGCCUUUAAUGCAGAAUUCGGUUUGAGUCCAUAAUAUGGAGAGUAGAG